Chlamydomonas reinhardtii is the source of this 4328-nucleotide messenger RNA. RefSeq lists its product as uncharacterized. Gene Ontology annotation, molecular function: protein binding. NCBI's taxonomy places the organism in Eukaryota, Viridiplantae, Chlorophyta, Chlorophyceae, Chlamydomonadales, Chlamydomonadaceae. The coding region runs from base 72 to 4022 and encodes 1316 amino acids. The transcript has 15 exons. The record is from RefSeq and is a predicted model, not a curated record.
ACGCAUCUUGGCGGGAAGAGAUGCUCGGAGUGUCUUCACUGACGCCGGCGCCGCCAUGGCUUCUAUCGGUCAUGGCGGCUAUCCUUAUGCUGCUGGCAAAUACAGCGGUGGAAGCGGCCGGCCAGUCAACGCAGGAAGAGAUACUAGUGACUGUAAGGCGUCAGCUGGAGGGCUCGGAGCCAUCUGAAGGCUUGCUGCCUGCCGCGUCCGGCUCUGCCUGCUUCUGGGCCGGGGUUGCCUGUGACCCGCUGGGCGCCGUGACGAGCCUGGACUUCAGCUCUCAGGGGCUGUCCGGAACCCUUCCUGCUCAGCUGGCAGGCCUUGCGGGCCUUCAAUCACUCCUUCUGACCAACAACUCAAUUGGCGGAAUGCUUCCGGUAGAGUGGAGCUCCUUGAUGGACCUGGAAGUACUGGCCCUGGACACCAACGCCAUCACCGGCAGCCUACCCGCCAUGUGGGCUGCGCUGGGAAGCCUGCGUGAGCUGCGGCUGCGCAACAACCGUCUAAGUGGCGGCGGCCUCCCAGCCGCGUGGGGCGGAGGUCUCGGCGCACUGCAGGUCCUUGACCUGUCAGACAAUCCGCAUCUGGGUCAGGGGAUGGGACGCUUGGGCGCGGCCGUGGUACCCAGCACCGGUGACUCAGGAGCAGGCGCCCAGCUACCGGGUUCGUGGGGCCGACUGACGUUCCUGCGCAGCCUGCUGCUUCGCAACACCGGUCUGGCAGGCACGCUACCGCCGGACCUUGCGACGCUUAGGCGGCUUGUGCGCUUGGACCUGUCCUCGAACUCUUUCGGUGGAACCCUGCCUGCGGCAUGGGCGCCCGGCAGCUCCCCGGUGAGAGGUGCUGGCAGCAGCGGCGCAGGCGGUCUCACGGCACUGCGUCAGGUUGACCUCUCCAGUAACCGGCUGUGGGGCACGCUGCCAGCCGACUGGUCUUCCUUUGCGUCACUGCAGUACCUGAGCCUGGCAGGUAAUGCCCUGUCGGGCACGGUGCCGGAGGCCUGGGGCGCGCAACGGGGUCUGGCUGCGCUGCUGCUUUCCAGCAACGCGGCGUUGUGCGGGCCCGUGCCGGGCGUUAUCCAGCCCAUGCUGCUGGCUGCGACCGCUAAUGCCACGGUCAGCUGCGGCAACUGCACCAGCUCUGCACAAGAGACCUCCGCACUGGCAGCCGCUAUCAAUGGCACGCAGCUGCUGCGGUCGUGCACGUGGUUACAGGAAGGCUCUUUGCUGCUGAGCCUGCGCCACUCCAUGUCUGGGCCCAGCAGCACGCUUGCUGAGUGGGCGGAGGGCACGGACCCGUGCGGAGUCUCAAACGCCUGGGAGGGUGUGCUGUGCGACAGCGUUGCGCAUACAGUGACGGGCCUUGACCUGUCUGACAAAGGGCUGUCGGGGACUCUCCCGCCCCAACUGGCGCUGCUGAGCGGGUUGGGCCGUCUGGUGCUGGAUGGCAACAGCAUUACAGGCACGCUACCCAGCGGCUGGUCGCAGCUGGCGGCGCUGUCGUACAUCUCGGUGCGGCGCAACAGCCUGGCGGGUGGGCUGCCGGAGUGCUGGAGCGCCCUGUCCGCGCUGUCGUACCUGGACCUGUCGCACAACGGGCUGAGGGGCCCCCUGCCGCCGGCCUGGGGGACCGGCCUGCCGCGCAUCGCGCACAUAAAUCUGGACGGCAACAGCCUCAACGGCACGCUGCCUUCGGUAUGGGGCUCCGGCGCCUCCGCCAGCACCGAGCCAGCAGCCGCCGGCACCGGCACAGUGGCCAACGGCAGCAGCCCUGUGGGCCUGGUCACGCUGGUGACGCUGCACGCGGACAGCAACAGCCUGAGCGGCUCGCUGCCGGCCGCCUGGAGCAGGCUGCGGCAGCUGCAGGAGCUUAGCCUGAAAGACAACCUGCUCACGGGGCCGGUCCCGCACGAGUGGGCAGACCCCGGUGGCAUGAGCAGCCUCAGGUACUUGGGCCUCUCCUCCAACGCCGGAAUGUGCGGUCCUGCUCCGGCAGCCAAUCCAACGACCGCAACCGCCGCUGCCGCCAACAACACUGGCGGCAACGUCAUUUACAAGCUCAACAGCAGCUCCACCAACAACGCCACCGGCAUCAGCAACACGAACAGCAGCACCAGCACCGGCAGUGCCGUGUUCCAGCUGGAGGCGGACUACACGCAGCUGGGCGCCGCCUGCCCGCCGCAGGCGCGGAGUGGUGGCGGCGGCGCAGUGGCGGCGGGCGCGCAGCUGUGGAUAGCGGCAGGUGCUGGGUCCAUCGGCACGCUCGUGCUCGUCGGCGUGAUAGCAGCUGCCGCGUCAGCCGUCAACCGCCGCCGAGCCGCCGUGGCAGGCUCAACGGAUGCCGCCGCCAAGCACGGUUCCAUUGCCGCAGCAGUGGCGGCGCGCCGGCGCGCCUCCACCGGUGGCGGAGCUGACAGCAUCCACAGCCUUGUACCAGGCUCCCCACGCGCUCCCGCGGGCAGUCCGAGGUGCGCCUCCAUGACCUCGCCCUCCGGCAGGGCGGGCAGCUACGGCGGCAUACACGGCCUUACUGGUGGUGCCAUGAGACCUCUGGAAAGCCCCCAGUCCUUUCUGGUGGCACAGCGGCUGCGCAGCGCACCCAGUCCCUCCGCUAUGCUCCACGCUACGACCGGCAGCUGUAGCGCCGCCGCGUCCGCAGCACGGCAGCUGUACGGCGGCGCCGCCCUCGGCGCCGCGAGCGAUGGCGACGACGGCGGCGGCAGGAAGGCGCGUUCCCACGCCUUGCAGCAGCAGUACCGGCCUCGCAUCAGCCACCUGGCCCCAAACCGUGCGUCGGGAGCGCCUGCGACGGCCCAGCAGCGCGGCAUGGAUGGCGGCGGCGCCUCAUUAACCGCAGCUGACGCCCAUCUGUCGCCAUGGCGCACGUCUGCUGCUGCUGCUGCCGUUAACGGAAGCGGCGGCAGGUUGCGGGCACCGGCCGAUGACGGCUCCGGGCUGCAGUUUGGGCUGUCACCGACCCGCUCCCAACAGCAGCCGCGCUCCCCGCUCAACACACCACCGCUCUCCCCGCUAUCGGCACCCUGCGCCCCCUCCACGGCCAGCGGUGCUCCACUGCCGGCUCUGCAUCCUGUGCUCGACGCCCUGCCGACAGUGCAGCCCCGCCUGGAGUCCUUCGGCUGGCUGUGGGGUGGUACUGCAGGCGCUGCUGCUGGCAGGGCUGCCGCUGCUGCUACCGGCGAUGAGCACGUGCAGGCGCGCAGCGGCUUGCUGUCCACCAGGACCGUCGCCGCGGUUUCCAGUUUUACAAGGAUUGUCGGUGGCUUCCUCCCGCGCCGCUCAUCCGCCGGCGGUGGGAUGCCCACGGGCUUCACAAACCCCGGCGCGGCGGGUGGGGUGAUGAACGGGUCCCCGCGGCCUCAGCAUUCCCCUGGUGUUCAGCCUGGCAAUGGAGCUUGUGGCGAGGCCGGUGGUUCCCCCGAUGAGGACAUGGCGGCAGCCGCGGAGCUAUACCAGGCCAUGGCGCUGGCCGACCAGCAGGGAGCAAAGGAGGCUGCGCGGUCUGGCGCAUCGACUCCCCAUGGCGUGGCAGCCAUCAGGUCGCCUAGGCUCAGCACCAACCCGCUCUUUGCGGGGCCUGGGACCGACGCAGAUUAUGGAAACACUGCCGGUGGCGGCACAUUGCACCAGCAGUCGGACCCGGCCAUCACAGCGAGCGGAGGGGAGCACGAGCAGCUACAGCAGCCUAACACGCAGGCGCAGCGCAAGCUGCGCGUGUCAGCUGGCCUAGGAGAGGAUGACAGCGAUUUGGAGCAGCAGUCACCUGGAAACCAUGCAGCGGCUGGUGACAUGAAUGGCGCUGCACACAUGCUCGCAGCCCCCACGUUCAUGUUCCGGCCCGCAGAGGGCUUAGCUGCCGUGACGGCCUGCGACCAAGGGCCGGGGCACGCUGCUGGCGGCGCCGCUGCCCACGGGGGCGUGAGUGUGCUCAAGAAUGAGGCAGCGGCUGCUACCUUCAGCAUGAACAGUCCACGGCUGGGAAUGCCGCCGAUGCCCCAACGCUAACGUGUGUGCUGAUUUCGGCUAGCACGGUUUCCCGCUGAUACCACAUCCCAGGGUCGCAGCAUGGCGCGCGGCAGAAGGUCGUGAAGGUGUGGUUUUUGGUCGGGUCAUGUAGAUUGUGUGAUGGGGCAUAAAAGUCCAGCGCAGCAUGACAUGGGCGUGAUGGGACUGUGUUCACGGGAGCGCAAAUGGGUUUGGCGUCAAAGCCAUAUUCUUAUGAGUUACGAAUGCAGAUGCGGUAGUGGGAAGGCGGGGCAGGGCGGGGGACUGCGGCAAAGACUAGCAGAGCCUGGACGAUAUCGUUGCUAU